Messenger RNA from Anisakis simplex (herring worm), 582 nucleotides. The record is from the annotation of a GenBank genome assembly. NCBI's taxonomy places the organism in Eukaryota, Metazoa, Nematoda, Chromadorea, Rhabditida, Anisakidae.
AUGCUUUCGACUCUCGAUCGAUUAGCCUUUGAGGAACGACUCAAUGCUGAUGGAGGGAAGGACGUUUAUGAGAAUAUCGUUCAUAAUGCUCGUGAUGUGUUGCGUAAAGGCAUGGAUAGUGCUCUGUUAUGGCAGAGUCGACCUCAGCAAUGCCAUGAAAUCGGUCAUUCUAAAGCAACUUUUACUUUGGCUAAGUUCGUUGGUGCGAGUUCUGAAGAAAUCAGUUCGAUCACUGAACGAUUGAACAAUCAAAGAGUAAUUGAUAACAAAUGGAGUGUGGAAGAUGAACAUCUCGAAGAUGCUCAGCCCAAAACAUCUGGAAUAAAAGGAGUACCCAGUUUAAAGAAACAGAGCCCACAUCAGGUGAUGAAUACAAAAACAAAUAAGAUGAAACGUAAACGACCCGAGGCACCACCAGUGCUACGUAUUGAUUCCGCUAGUUUUGGAUCGUUCUUCAAAAAACCGACGAAGUUGAGUGCUGACAGUUUUGUGAAUCGAUUAGAUGAGGCAUCGAGUUAUUCCAUACGACAAAAACAAAUGCUCAGUGUCAUCGACAAGUUAAGAGAUCUCAUACGGAUGUGA